Messenger RNA from Cavia porcellus (domestic guinea pig), 1923 nucleotides. Its product is annotated as histone H2AX. Lineage: Eukaryota; Metazoa; Chordata; Mammalia; Rodentia; Caviidae. The transcript has a single exon. Gene Ontology annotation, cellular component: nucleosome; chromatin. The record is from RefSeq and is a predicted model, not a curated record. Bases 730 to 1161 code for a protein of 143 amino acids. Gene Ontology annotation, biological process: DNA damage response; heterochromatin formation. Gene Ontology annotation, molecular function: DNA binding; protein heterodimerization activity; structural constituent of chromatin.
GGAGGCUGAGGCAGGAGGAUUCCUGUAAAUUGGAGGCUAGCCUGAACUGCAUAGUGAGGGCCUGUCUCAAGAAAACAAAAGAAAGAAAAAAGCAGAAUCAAAAUCAGAACAUGUCAAAUGUUGAGAAUGCUGAUACUUUAGGUGGAUUUUAGAAUCUAAUAGCUGGCAGAGGACUGAAUUUUCAGGUCUUAUUUCUUCUUUUCUUUUUUCCCUUGUCCCUUUGCUUGAUUAGAACGAGAGGGUUGUGAAUAAAUUUGGGAGGAGAGGAAAUGGGAGGUGUAGUAUUAGCCCUUUUUAAAAAUCCUAGGCCAACCCCAAAAUUUGCCAGAGGGUAAGUGGCUUCAGACUCCACCCGUUUUGCCUUCCGGUUUCGGCCUCCCACUGUAGCGUUUAAAUCUCGCGCGCUUUCCUUACAUUGGCCACCUCUGGACGCGAUUGGCAGGCUACAAGCUGCCGCUUCUCCUCGCAGUCUUCCCCCGGGCAAAAGGUUUUCAAAUUCUACCAAUCGUCGAGCGCGCUCCUUCAACCGAGGGCCUUUAGGGAAGGGUUAAUCUCAACCAACCGGAGGCGGGUAUGAAGAGAAGACAGCCAAUCAGAAGAGUGCAGGGGUGUGCCCCAGGGGCCUUAUAAAGGCGGCUCGUAACGCGCGCGGCAGCAGUUGUGCUGCGGCGGGCUGUGUCUGUGCUGUAUUUUGGAGACGCUACUCUUCACUGGUCUACCUCUUUAACUAUGUCUGGCCGGGGCAAGACUGGCGGCAAGGCCCGUGCUAAGGCCAAGUCGCGCUCUUCGCGCGCCGGCCUGCAGUUCCCUGUAGGCCGCGUACACCGGCUGCUGCGGAAGGGCCACUACGCCGAGCGGGUGGGCGCCGGCGCGCCGGUCUACCUGGCGGCCGUGCUCGAGUACCUCACCGCCGAGAUCCUGGAGCUGGCGGGCAACGCGGCCCGCGACAACAAGAAGACGCGCAUCAUCCCCCGCCACCUGCAGUUGGCCAUCCGCAACGACGAGGAGCUCAACAAGCUGCUGGGCGGCGUGACGAUCGCCCAGGGAGGCGUCCUGCCCAACAUCCAGGCCGUGCUGCUGCCCAAGAAGACGAGCGCCACCGUGGGGCCGAAGGCGCCGGCGGGCGGCAAGAAGGCCACGCAGGCCUCUCAGGAGUACUGAGGGCCCCGCGCCGGCCCGGCCCCGGCCCUCCUCAUGCCACCACAAAGGCCCUUUUCAGGGCCACCACCGCCUCACAGAAAGAGCUGAGCCACGCGGGCCCGCGCCCCCGCCCCCCGCGCGCGUCCCCGCCGCCGCCGCCAUCCGCGCGCCCGCGCCCCUCCUCCCCUGCCCGAGCCGGCCCCGGGCCCCGCCGCAGCCUCCGGAGCCUCGGCUUCGCGCCCGAGCCGGCUGCGGUGCGCGGCCGGGUCGGGGCCGGCGCCCUGAAGGUGAGGCCCGCCGCAGCCGCAGCCCGCGCGUCCCUGGCUGUGGCCCGGCCCCCAGCGGCUCGAGGCGGACGUGACCGCCGGGCUCCGGGUUGCGGUGGGAGGGGAGGCUGCCGAUCCUGGUCUCGUCCGCAGGCCUGUGCGGCGCGGCCAGGACGCGGCUUGAUAGGACGGCGGCUUCCCUCGGAGACCCCCGCCUCCCCCGAGAAGUUGGCGCGAGGGCAGAAGUCGCCCCGGUGCGGAUUCCAGGCUCGAGGUCGCGCUGGCGGAGGCUGGCAUUCGGCCCGAGCCACCCCGCGUCCCCACCCGCGCGCGGCCCGGCAGACGCGAGCACCUGGGUACCAGCGCGAGGCGCAGCCCUGUCCGGACUGAGCCUCUGCGGGCUUCUCCACUGGAACUGUGCAGCUGACCCAUCCGAAACCAGAACUUAAGGUCACGGCGAGUUUGAAAUGGACUGUUUUGUUUAUUAAAGGAUUUGCGUUUUUUUAAAAAAACAAAA